Rubroshorea leprosula is the source of this 901-nucleotide messenger RNA. The record is from the annotation of a GenBank genome assembly. NCBI's taxonomy places the organism in Eukaryota, Viridiplantae, Streptophyta, Magnoliopsida, Malvales, Dipterocarpaceae.
AACACUUUAAAGCAGCAGCGCCAAAUUGUAAAGGAUAAAAUUAAGUUACCGAGUUAGACUGCGGUGUGUAUCAAUGGCCAGGCAAGCUUGUGGCCUCAAGAUUCUUGAAGAUAACCAUGUAUCUCCGCCGCCUGGCUCAGUUCCGACCACCACCGUGCCUCUCACCUUCUUUGACAUCCUCUGGCUUGGUUCCUUCCCCAUGCAACGCCUCUUUUUUUAUGAAUUCCCUUAUCCUACCUUGCAUUUCACCCAAACCAUUCUUCCUAAUCUCAAAACCUCCCUCUCCCACACCCUACAACAUUUCUUCCCUUUUGCUGGGAAUCUCGUGUUCCCUCCACGUCCUCAACAACCCUAUAUCCUCUACAAAGAGGGCGACUCUGUUAACUUUGUUGUUGCCGAAUCCAUGGUCAACUUCAACCAUCUUGUAGGCAACCACGCACGAACGAUCGGAGAAUUUCAACCGUUGCUAGUGACGAAGUUACCGCGGGUUACAGUGACGGAUGGAUGCAAAGAGCAGCAUGCCAUGGCAGUUAAAGUCACCGUGUUUCCGAACUCGGGCAUCUCCAUAGGUGUCACGUUCAGCCACAUAGUUGCAGAUGGCAGAGCAUUAGCGCAUUUCAUGCAAUCAUGGGCCUUGAUUUACAAGGCGAAAGGGGACCUGAUUUCUCUGAACGAUUCCCUUCCGAUCUACAAUAGGAAUUUGAUCGGAGACCCAGGUAGGCUGGCUACCACAUUGAUGAAGGAUGCCUGGGAUUGGGAGGAUUUGGGCAGCGUUCCCCAACAGAAACUUAGGAUUACCACUGUAAUUAGUGGACCCCAAAUUGAGAUACUGAAGAAUUGGGUCCGAAAAAAGAAUGCUACAGAGAAUCAACCGGAGCAACUAAGAAUAUCGACAUUCAUA